AUUGUGUCAAUUAGAAAGAGAAACAAUAGCAGAGCUCCAACCAGCGUAAACAUACGAUAAAAACCAAAUUAUUUCAACUUACCGCAUUUGAUCAACUCCAACAUAAAUGGUCCGAAUAAAAGAGCGCAGCUCACAAAAUGGCCCCCUCCAAGCUGACCGUGCCAAAGCUCGAGAUCAACUUUGACACUCCGAACCGGGAUCGCUUUCUGCGGGAAGAAUUUCCCAAUCGGCAGUGUUACACGGUUCUGGGCCGAGGAAGUUACGGGGUCGUGAUAAAAGCUCAGUACAAAGGCAAACCGGUAGCGGUGAAGAUCGUGGAAAAGCAGCGAAAGCAUCGCUGCCGGUACGAUUCGCUGCGGAAUGAGUCCAACAUGUUGAACCGAAAGCACGGUAAUAUCGUUAGAGUUCUCAAAAUCAUAUCCGGAGCCCAGUACGGACUGGUCAUUAUGGAGCGCUUCGAUGGCCACUGUUUGCAGAAUAUAUUAAAUCAAAAUUAUGUUAUCACCAUUUACCAUCAGUUGAUGAUGGUAUGUGACAUCAUCAAUGGUCUGUGCUUCUGCCAUCGUCAUCAUAUCGUGCACCUUGAUGUGAAGCCUCAGAAUGUGAUCGUUUGUCUGCUGAAAGCGGGCUGUCAGUCCGGCGGGAGCCAAUGCACUCACGUAAGAAAGUACACCUGCAAGUUGUGCGAUUUUGGAUCCUCGAUUGUUUUGAACGAGUUUAAUCUGAACGAAAAGUCCAGCCAUCGGGGAACGAUUCGUUACAUGGCACCGGAAUUACUUCGUGGAAUGGGCAACAUAUCGGAAGCAGCCGAUGUUUACUCGCUUGGCAUCACUAUGUGGCAGCUGAUCGAGAGAAGAGAUCCGUACGAUUCCAUUAGCUCGAACGAAGCCGUUGCGUAUAAUGUGGUUAAAAAGAAGUUGCGUCCCGAUAGUGUAACGGCCGCCGACAUUCGUCAAUCGCCACCGGUUACGAUUCCACAGAGAAACAGUGCUCUGCUGCAGGUUCCCGUCUUUGCCACUCGAAAAAAUAGCGAUAGUUUGUUGGAACUCAGUCGAAUGAAUAUAAAUCAAAAGGGAAACUCGAACACGAGUCUCCGCAGCAGUAUCUUCAUAUCCUCCAGCAGCCCAGGUGACCUGCGGCAGUCUAACGUCGAUUGCGCGACUGCCGCCGUUAGCGAUGUCCUGAAGCAGCAGGGUAUUGACCUGCUGGGUUCCUCCUCGACAACUGAACAGUGUUUAACCGAACUGGGUACUGUUGCGCUGGAUGCUAUUUUUGUGCCAUCCGUGGAUGUGCCACUCGCCGAUCAAAAUUACAUUCGACAGGAGUAUCGUGCUUUGUACAGGAAAUGUUGGCAGCACGAGGCUGCCCUUCGUCCCACCGCUAGUGUUGUCCGUUCCACCCUGCACGGCGUGUUGGAGCGAAUUGUUUGUUGUAAAUAGUAUGUAUAGUUUUAAGUUUUAUUACUUGGUAGCGCAGACAGCCGGUCUGCAGUGUUUUAGCAUGUUUUUGCCAAUUUGUUCUUUGUACCUAUAUGAUUGUUUCCUAGUUUAGGAAUGUGAUUCUAGCCAAUCAAAUGAUUGGAAAUUAUUGUAUAAUAAUACAUUACAAUGGAAUUGUCAGUGAAAUAAAGUAUUGUCAUUGAAUCAUCGUGAAUUAAUUACAUUCAAU
Molecule: messenger RNA, 1668 nt
Organism: Wyeomyia smithii (pitcher-plant mosquito)
Lineage: Eukaryota; Metazoa; Arthropoda; Insecta; Diptera; Culicidae
Gene: Mos
Product: proto-oncogene serine/threonine-protein kinase mos
Exons: 4
Coding region: 138-1439 (433 amino acids)
Biological process (GO): protein phosphorylation
Molecular function (GO): protein kinase activity; ATP binding
Source: RefSeq, a predicted model, not a curated record